UCAUCAAUUUGAUAUUUUCUCUCCAUAAAACUUCUAAAUUAUUAAAUUUUUUAUUAAAAAAAAAACAUUUUUUAUUUCAAUCCAAGAAGUGAGUAGAAUUAAUGGCAUCAAGGAGAAUUCAAAAGGAACUAAGGGAGUUGCAAAGAGACCCUCCUACUUCAUGUAGUGCAGGUCCUGUGGCUCAGGAUAUGUUUCAUUGGCAAGCAACCAUUAUUGGGCCAAAUGAUAGCCCUUUUGCAGGUGGUGUUUUUCAUGUGGCCAUCCAUUUCCCCCCUGACUACCCUUUCAAACCCCCUAAGGUGUCUUUCAAGACCAAAGUAUUUCAUCCAAAUAUAAAUAAUAAUGGAAAUAUUUGUUUGGACAUUCUUAAAGAUCAAUGGAGUCCUGCUCUCACCAUAUCCAAGGUUUUGCUAUCCAUAUGUUCACUACUAACAGAUCCAAAUCCAGAUGAUCCAUUGGUACCAGAAAUUGCACAUAUGUACAAGACUGAUAGGUUAAAGUAUGAAUCAGUGGCUCGUAGUUGGACCCAAAAAUAUGCUAUGAAUUGACUCGUGGAAUUAGUCGAGGUGCAGGAGAGUUGAACCAACGUUUUUUUGUUAUAACUUAUAACCAUGAGGUCUUUCUACCAAACCAUAUAAUAAGAUGAAAUGAAAAUGUGUCACCAUUGAAAUAUAUAUAACUAUGCAAAAUUUGGGUUAAAUAAAUUGUCCUUUUUUUAGUACAAGAACAAUAUAAAAUGUUGCGAAUGAAA
Messenger RNA from Solanum pennellii, 751 nucleotides. Its product is annotated as ubiquitin-conjugating enzyme E2 5B-like. Gene Ontology annotation, cellular component: nucleus. The record is from RefSeq and is a predicted model, not a curated record. Gene Ontology annotation, biological process: protein polyubiquitination. Lineage: Eukaryota; Viridiplantae; Streptophyta; Magnoliopsida; Solanales; Solanaceae. Gene Ontology annotation, molecular function: ubiquitin conjugating enzyme activity. The coding region runs from base 102 to 548 and encodes 148 amino acids. The transcript has 4 exons.